This is a messenger RNA of Sphenostylis stenocarpa, 381 nucleotides long. The record is from the annotation of a GenBank genome assembly. NCBI's taxonomy places the organism in Eukaryota, Viridiplantae, Streptophyta, Magnoliopsida, Fabales, Fabaceae.
AUGGCUACUUCACUUUCUGCAACUGGGUGUGUUGGUUCUUCCUUCUAUGGAAGUUGGGGCACUUCAAUUGUUGGGGAGGACUACUUCAUGUUGGCCAAGUCAGUGCCAUCACAGGUUCGCAUGGGGAGGGGAAAGCCAGUGAGAUUGCAGCCAAUGAUGAAGAAUGUCAAUGAAGGGAAGGGUAUCUUUGCACCUCUUGUGGUGAUCACUCGAAACAUCGUUGGCAAGAAGCGUUUCAACCAGCUUAGAGGCAAAGCGAUUGCUCUACACUCCCAGGUGAUCACGGAAUUUUGCAAAUCAAUAGGAGCAGAUGGAAAACAGAGACAAGGGCUGAUCAGGUUGGCCAAGAAGAAUGGAGAAUGGCUUGGGUUUCUUGCAUGA